Molecule: messenger RNA, 720 nt
Organism: Chaetomium globosum CBS 148.51
Lineage: Eukaryota; Fungi; Ascomycota; Sordariomycetes; Sordariales; Chaetomiaceae
Exons: 1
Coding region: 1-720 (239 amino acids)
Molecular function (GO): oxidoreductase activity, acting on the CH-OH group of donors, NAD or NADP as acceptor
Source: RefSeq, a predicted model, not a curated record
AUGCCCGUCUAUUGCAUCACCGGCACCAACCGCGGGCUGGGGCUCGAGUUCGUCCGGCAGCUGGCCCAGUCCGGUGACAACACCAUCAUCGCCGCCGUCCGAUCUCUGUCCUCGGACCUGACCGACCUAAAGGCGGUAGCCUCCCCCUCCACCCACAUCCUCGAGUGCGACACGGGCGACAUCCCGUCCAUCCACGCCUUCGUCAAGGCAGUCGCCCGCACCCUCGGCGAGGGCAAAAAGAUCGACUACCUCCUCAACGUGGCCGGAGUGAAUCUCGCCUCGUCACAGAGCUCGCUCAACCUCGGACCAGACGAGCUGCACGCCCAGCUGAGCAUCAACGUGAUCGGCCCCGCCAAGACGGUGGAGCUGUUCCUCGACGCGGGCCUGCUGUCGCCCGACGUGCGCGUCCUCAACAUGACGUCCGGCCUGGCCAGCAUCCAACUCAGCACGCAGUCGGCGCGCAAGUGCGCCGGGUACUCCAUCUCCAAGGCGGCGCUCAACAUGCUCACCGUCCACCAGAGCGCCGACCUCCGCGCGCAGCUCCCCGGCGCCGUGGUUAUCGUCAUGGACCCCGGGUGGGUCAAGACGAGGAUGGGCGGUGCCGGCGCCCAGUUGGAGCCGAGCAAGAGCAUCGGUGACAUGCUCGUCGUUCUGCACGGGCUACGCCCCGAGGACACGGGGUCCUUUUAUUGCCACAACGGGGAGAAGCUCCCGUGGUAA